Paramacrobiotus metropolitanus is the source of this 1708-nucleotide messenger RNA. RefSeq lists its product as uncharacterized. NCBI's taxonomy places the organism in Eukaryota, Metazoa, Tardigrada, Eutardigrada, Parachela, Macrobiotidae. The transcript has 8 exons. Bases 305 to 1417 code for a protein of 370 amino acids. The record is from RefSeq and is a predicted model, not a curated record.
UGCUUCCUUAACAGUGCUUCUUUAACACUUUCGUUUACAGUACUUUUCCGCUUAUGAAACUUCGCCUCUUGUUUUUUAUUCCUCUUCUUAUUAUGAGGCUAAGUGAUUUUAAUAUUUUCUGAAUAUUUCUUAUCAUAUUUUCUGCUGCCUGAUCCUUGCAUUUUUGGCGAACAAAGUUACAAAUGGAUGAAAAUUACGACAGGUGGAUCUGGAUGGUAGCGUAGGCUUGUGACAUUUGCCACAGUUACUUGUGUCAACGUUUCUGGUGUGAGGGUAUGUUCCUAGCCAGUAUUUAGCGUCUACAAUGGCAAACCGAGGAAUCGGUUCGCUCGCCAGUACGUUGCGCGAUGUUCUUGUAAAAGCGCAGAUCGGCGAAGAAACAAGCAAUCUGCGCUAUCUGAAGUUAUCCAAAACUCACAUCACAUUGAAUGGAUUGAUAUGCGCUGCAAGAGACGUAUUUUUCGAGACUGAAAAAGAAUUCCCCGUCUCCGUGAAGUCCGUUAUUGUGCAGGUUCGGGAUAAAGAUGGGGAUUUCGUGAUGCUGCGAGAUGAUAGCGAAAUCCAGCUGUUGGACGUUCCUGCGUUGCUUAACCAGACUAUGUUCAAAUUCAUUUUGUUGGAUGAAAACGGAAAACGAUGUGCUUCUACAUGGGAACAGCCUUCGGGAAAUGGGCCAAAUAGAAGCAGCGCUGUCCCGUCGAAAGAAUAUCAAACUACGACUAAACAGUUAUCCAGUUUGGAAACCAUGAUCACCCAGCUGUCAGCCAAUUUUGCGGUGUUCCGUAAUCAGGUUUUGCAAGAUAUUACCGAAAUUAAAGAGCGUCUUGAAUCAGAGAAACUACCUGCUCCUGAAACGUCGAACACAUUGGAUUCCCUCCGUGAUCUGUAUUCGGAAAUUAAAGUGGGUUCCGAACUUCAGUUUCCAGUUGCUAGAAUCCCUACCUCGUCGCAGACAAUAGAUGACGUCAGCGAAACCUCCUCUCAAGUUGGAAAUGUCUGUGUAAAGUUUUUCGACUGCUUUUAUAAUAAGGAGGAUGAUAUUAAGGUCACGUUGGUUGGCAAAACUGCGGGCGAGCAAGUUGCUGUUCAUGAGCAUAUUUUUCACAAAGCAGUGGCUGCCGCUGAAGAUGCGCAAAAAGGCAGUGAAGCACUUGAAUUCAGUCAGACAAUUUUGGAGUUGACCGCCGUCGAAGCUUGUGGCUGUCCGUUCCGGAUGGUACUUCAGGAUAUUCAGAAAUCAACCAAGAAGCAAAUCGUCGCCGCAUUUUAUUCUCCGGCAGGAAACCGCCUGCUGAAAGUGUUGCACCAUUGGGCUUCCAGUCGGUGGCCAGAUGGUCCGAAACGAAAUCGAUUCACUCAACUCAUUAACGGCUACAUGUGCCGGGUGUUUUACGGAUCGUCUUAUCGGACCGGAUAAAGUACAGGUGAUGUGAAAAUGGAUGUGAUCUGCUGGUGUGCAGUUUUCCUUGUGAAUCUUCCAUUCCAGACAAUAAGAUGUUUUGAGCUGAUAUAUUUAGAGCGAGAUUCUUCUUUGCCUUAUAUUUUUGUAUUCCUUUCGUAAGUACUGUACUUACAUGCAGGGCGGAUUUUUGUGUUUGAUAUGCCUUGCAUUCUGUGAUAAUUAAGAAACUUCAAUGAUUAUUUUUGAAUUUUCCACGCCACUAGUGUUUGUGGUUUUAUAAGACUGAAUAAAAUACAAACAAAAGCU